This is a messenger RNA of Xenopus laevis (African clawed frog), 1381 nucleotides long. RefSeq names its product elongator acetyltransferase complex subunit 4 S homeolog (gene elp4.S). The coding region runs from base 51 to 1280 and encodes 409 amino acids. The transcript has 10 exons. Gene Ontology annotation, cellular component: cytoplasm; elongator holoenzyme complex; transcription elongation factor complex. Lineage: Eukaryota; Metazoa; Chordata; Amphibia; Anura; Pipidae. The record is from RefSeq and is a predicted model, not a curated record. Gene Ontology annotation, biological process: tRNA wobble uridine modification.
UCAUCGUCACGUGGCCCAGAAUACAUUAUUUCGCGCAAGGGUGAAGCAAGAUGGCGGCGCCCUGUCACCGCGGCGUGAGUGCUGGAGAUGAUGCUGUAGGGACGGGGACCAGCUUUAAGAGGAAGGUCCGAGGGAAGUUCCCUGCUCUCCCGGGGACACGGCCGUCCGUUCACAAUGGGCAGCUCCUUGUCUCCACCGGGGUUCCCUCUCUGGAUCACAUCCUAGGUGGAGGUUUAGCAGUCGGGACUCUGCUUCUGAUUGAGGAAGACACAUAUGGCACCUACUCUCAUCUUCUUCUCAAGUAUUUUCUGGCUGAAGGAGUGGUUAGUGGACAUGAAGUGUUCGUUGCUUCUGCUAAUGACGACCCCACCGAAACUUUGCAGGAUCUUCCAUCUCCUCUCACUGAUGAAGUUCCAAGGCAAAAUGACCCAAAGAGGACAAAGGACACUUCUGGACCCGCAGACGAUUCACAAGAGAUGAUGAAGAUUGCUUGGCGCUACCAGAAUUUGCCAAAAGUGGAGACUCUUCCCAUAUCGUCGUCAAGAUUUGGCCACUAUUACGACUUAUCGAAGACAAUGCCACCAGAGAUGUCCGCCAAGAGUCACCGCUUCUAUUUGCCUCGUAUAAUGUCAGCCAAUCAGAAGCAAAAUCUCAGCAGCGAGGUGACCUGCAACUACAACCAGCUCCUUGAAUCCAUCCAGCGAGUGGUUCAUCAGGAGGGGUACGACGGAUCCAAUCCACAGAAGCGGCCAAAAACCAUUCUGAGGUUGGGAAUCGAGUCUCUUGGCUCCGUGCUGUGGGCCGAUGACAUCUGCAGCCAGGAACGGCCUGAAAAUCAGCACAGCCUCACGAGGUUCCUGUACGGCCUCCGAGGUCUCCUCCGGACUUCACUGUCAGUCUGUGUCAUCACCGUGCCAACAUAUCUUAUUCAGAAUAAAGCAAUUACUACGCGUCUGAGAAGCUUGUCCGAUACGGUGGUUGGCCUUGAAUCAUUUAUCGGCUCAGAGAUGGAAGCCAAUCCGUUAUACAAAGACUACCAUGGUUUGCUCCAUGUCCAUCAGAUUCCUCGACUUAACAGUUUGAUCUCGGACGGGUCAGACACCAAGGAUUUGGCUUUUAAGUUAAAGAGAAAGAUUUUCGCUAUUGAGAGACUGCAUUUGCCUCCAGACUUGUCAGACACAGUGAGUCGUUCAAGCAAACAGGAUCUGGCAGGAUCGGCCAAACUGCUGAGCUCAGGAUGUGGCCCUGCAGCCGGCGGCGAGAAGCACCUGGACUUCUAGUGAUUUCUGAUUAACAGUCGUACUGGGGAACAUUCCUGGGGCCUUCACGGGGCACGUGGGAUUCUUGUACAUAUUGUUACUAAAGAUUGUGUCCAUCAGAA